This is a messenger RNA of Sphaerodactylus townsendi, 1312 nucleotides long. RefSeq names its product bromodomain containing 9 (gene BRD9). The coding region runs from base 47 to 1312 and encodes 421 amino acids. The transcript is spliced from 11 exons. Gene Ontology annotation, biological process: regulation of transcription by RNA polymerase II. NCBI's taxonomy places the organism in Eukaryota, Metazoa, Chordata, Lepidosauria, Squamata, Sphaerodactylidae. The record is from RefSeq and is a predicted model, not a curated record. Gene Ontology annotation, cellular component: nucleus.
GCCCUCGUUCGGCCGCGGCCAUUGUUCCCCCUCCCGGCUGUCAUUUAUGGGGAAGAAGCACAAGAAGCACAAGGCGGAGAAGGCGGAAUGGAGGUCCACGCCCGCCCCGGCCGUCGCCGCCGCCGCUGGGCCCGGCGGCGCCGCCUACGACGAUUAUGUGGAUAAGCCCUUGGAAAAGCCAUUAAAGUUGGUGUUAAAAGUCGGAGGCAGCGAGGUGACUGAACUAUCAGGAUCGGGACACGAUUCUAGUUAUUACGAUGACAGAUCGGACCACGAGAGAGAGCGACAUAAGGAAAAGAAGAAGAAGAAGAAAAAGAAGUCGGACAGAGAGAAGGAAAAGCAUCUUGACGAUGAGGAGCGGCGGAAAAGAAAGGAAGAAAAGAAAAGAAAACGAGAGAAGGAACUGUGCGACACGGAGGGCGAGACAGAUGAUUUCGAUCCUGGAAAAAAAGUAGAGGUUGAUCCACCUACUGAUCGCCCAGUCCGGGCCUGUAGAACUCAGCCUGCAGAAAACGAGAGCACGCCUAUUCAGCAAUUAUUGGAACAUUUUCUUCGCCAGUUACAAAGGAAAGAUCCGCAUGGUUUUUUUGCGUUCCCAGUCACAGAUGCGAUUGCUCCCGGCUAUUCCAUGAUAAUAAAGCACCCCAUGGACUUUGGAACUAUGAAAGAUAAAAUAGCAGCCAAUGAAUACAAGUCAGUAACGGAAUUCAAGGCAGACUUCAAACUGAUGUGCGACAACGCAAUGACGUACAACAGACCCGACACUGUGUACUACAAGCUGGCCAAGAAGAUCCUCCACACUGGCUUCAAGAUGAUGAGCAAAGAACGGCUGUUAGCUUUGAAGCGCAGCAUGUCGUUUAUGCAGGACAUGGAUUUUUCUCAGCAGGCGGCUCUCUUGGGCGACGAAGACGCGGCUGUCGAGGAGCCGGUGCCCGAAGUCAUUCCCGUACACGUGGAGACGACCAAGAAAUCCAAAAAGCCAAGCAAAGAAGUGAUUAGUUGUAUAUUUGAACCGGAGGGAAACGCCUGCAGCUUGACGGACAGCACAGCGGAAGAACACGUCCUGGCGUUGGUAGAACAUGCGGCGGAUGAAGCUCGGGACAGGAUCAACCAGUGUCUGCCAAACAGCAAGAUUGGCUACUUGAAAAAGAACGGGGAUGGCUCUUUGGUCUUCAGCGUAGUCAAUCCGUCAGAUCCAGAGCUGGAAGAGGAGGAAACUCAUCCAGUGGAUCUGAGCUCUCUAUCAAGUAAAUUAUUGCCUGGUUUCACAGCGCUAGGGUUCAAAGAUGAGAGAAGGCACAAAGGUCACUAA